Australozyma saopauloensis is the source of this 2121-nucleotide messenger RNA. RefSeq names its product Png2p (gene PNG2). Bases 1 to 2121 code for a protein of 706 amino acids. The transcript has a single exon. NCBI's taxonomy places the organism in Eukaryota, Fungi, Ascomycota, Pichiomycetes, Serinales, Metschnikowiaceae. The record is from RefSeq and is a predicted model, not a curated record.
AUGAGCCAUUUUGCCAGAGACCAGUCAAUCUGGAACCAGCUAGUAUAUGGCCGGUCCAGAACACCUGUUGUGGACCAAUUGAGCGAAGAGCAGGCUCUCGGAGCCGAGUCGAACAUCUCCGGGUCAAGAUACUCAGACCAUCCAGACGAAAAAUCGUCUCACGCACAUUCGCAAUGUACAAUUGAGCAGGAUGUCAUCUUUGACGAGAAAACAGGGUUAAAAGCGGAACUGCCCAUCGACUUGGAGGCCGGUCCAAGAUCGAAACAUGAACAUACUGGCAAACGCUCUUCUGCGCAGUGUGUGGUCUCUUGUAUCAUCGUCGUUACAAUUCUCUAUACGUUGAUGACGUCCCAUUUCGGGGCAUUCGUAGCUAAGCCCCACUUUCUUGGGAUGAGACAGAGAUUGCCUACUUUUGCAGACUCUGGCUCCUACAAGGCGCUGGGCAAGGAGAGACAGGAGAUCAUUGAGGUGUCAUACCCCUUUGUUCCCAAGCCUUCGUAUGGUAAGCCCGUGUAUUCCAAGCUCUUGAUUGACUACACCUUUGAUUCGUGGGGAAACCCUAGUUUGGAGUACUUUGAGCCACCAACAGAUGUAGACUUCAAUAAGGUCGUUUUGACUCUUAACACAACUGUCUCUGGUGUCCAGUUCGACAGAUUGGCACAUUUGUAUGUUGGUGGCGCUGAGAUCUGGAGAACUUCAACCAUGGAGCCCGGCGGAAGACUGGUGUUCUCUUCGUUCAAGAAGGACGUCUCUCCCUAUAUCACUUUGUUCCAAAAGAAGACUCCGGUGCUCUUCCAGUUGGACAAUCUUGUUGUUGACGGUUUGGAUGGCAAGUUCCAUGUCAAGUUGCAGGCCGACUUCUAUUCCUCCGCUUCAUUCCACUCUGUGGACCCCAUCGAUCCAGAGCCAGAGAUGUAUCAGUACUUUGAUAUCCGCAAAGAUGCUGAUCGUGUCUAUCCUCUCAAUGCAAAGAAAAAUCCUAAAAAUCUCCCCAUCGAAUAUGUGCCCUCUCAAAAGUUUAAAGUGGACUUGCCCCAGGUCAACCAUAACACUACCCGCUUGAAGCUUGCCAUUUUCGCCAGCGCUAACGGACACGAGGAGUUUUGGUACAAUAAUGUUUUGGACAAGUUCAAGCAUCAGUUCGAGGAUGAUGGAACAGAAUUCUAUGGCCAUGGUCCGCUUCGUUUUGUGAAUAUUUGGGUCGAUGGCAAAAAAAUUGCAUCUCAAUCACCUCAGCCUUUCUUGUUCACAGGCGGAUAUUCUCCUUCGUUGUGGAGUCCAGUCGUUGCCAUCAACGCCUUUGACUUGCCAAGUAUUGAUCUCGAUAUUUCGCCCUUGUUGCCUUUGUUGUGGAAAUCUGGAGAACACAAACUAGAAAUUCUGGUCGACAAUGGUAUUGAUGAUUUUGAGGGUGGAAACUCAGGUAUCGGCAAUGACUGGAUUUUGAGUGCAAACCUUCUUGCAUACGAAAACAGCAAUAUCAAAAAGUCUAAGGGUAAGAUUUUGAACAUCAAGGAUUCCAACAGUGGCCACUCCACUGGCGUUUCUAUCCCAUACACCAAGUCCUUGCAACAAGUUGUCACUGGAAAAUACACCGUCGACUUCUCGAGUGAAAUGCUCUUGGAGUUGAAGAAUGGCGAUCUUUUAAACGUCACGGUUGAGUCUGACACCGUAGCUGACAGCUCAAACGUGCAGUCCUACUCUUACGCGGGCUAUACUGGUAAUAUCGUUCACAGUGGUACUUCAAUCAAAAACUUCAGCCUCCGCGACAAUUUCAACAACCUGGCAAUCCUUCACGAAACGACGGUCAAGAUAGAACUGCCUUUGGUUCUCCACUACAAAGAGAUGCAAUCAAAAAAAGGUUUCAAGAUGAAUUACGACAUUGUCCUUGCCAAAGAAAUUGAUCUCGAUAUUGACGGUGAGAAGAUUAUGACAGAGGCAAGUUCUCAGAAUGGUACCUCAACCUUAAUCAUCGGCGACAACGGCAAUUAUGGCACAUCGGCAUUGACAACGAAAUACAAGUCAGUUCUUGACGGUGCAAACAUAAAGUUCGUGUAUAAAAGACGUGUUGAUGCUGCCGAUGGUAAGAUUGUUUCGGACAAAGAAUCGUUUAAACACUGA